Messenger RNA from Clarias gariepinus (North African catfish), 1077 nucleotides. It is a transcript of the gene abhd5b, whose product is annotated as 1-acylglycerol-3-phosphate O-acyltransferase ABHD5. Gene Ontology annotation, biological process: positive regulation of triglyceride catabolic process; negative regulation of triglyceride storage. The record is from RefSeq and is a predicted model, not a curated record. Gene Ontology annotation, cellular component: lipid droplet. The transcript is spliced from 7 exons. Bases 1 to 1077 code for a protein of 358 amino acids. Gene Ontology annotation, molecular function: catalytic activity. NCBI's taxonomy places the organism in Eukaryota, Metazoa, Chordata, Actinopteri, Siluriformes, Clariidae.
AUGGAUAGAGCACAACACGAUGCCACGGUGUGCAGACAGAGAUGGUGGUGGUUCUCCAGCUGGAUGCCCUCCUGGUGCCCCACCUCGGCUUCUCACCUCAGAAACGCAGAGGACAGAAUUCUCAGAUCUCUGACGCAGAGCUUCAGCAGACGUCAUGUGCCGAUAUCUAACGGGAACUACAUCUGGACUCUAAGCUUGAAUGAGACGCAGGACUCUGAGCGGUCUCGCGUCCCUGUGGUGCUGCUGCAUGGCUUUGGCGGUGGACUGGGAUUGUGGGUGAAGAACCUGGACGCCUUGGCUCUCAGCGGGAGAGCCGUGUACGCUCUGGACCUGCUGGGAUUCGGUCAGAGCAGCCGACCUGUGGCAGGAAGCCACGCCCAGGAAGUGGAGGAGAUGUUCGUCCAAUCGCUGGAGGAGUGGAGAGAGGCAGUGGGGGUGGAGCUUAUGAUUUUGUUGGGUCAUGACCUUGGAGGGUUCGUCUCCACGGCUUACGCUCUGACGCACCCACACAGAGUGAAGAACCUGAUCCUGGUGGAACCAUGGGGAUUCUCAGGAAGGCCAGAGGUGGAGGAGCUCCACUGCAGGAUCCCCAUGUGGGUGAAAGCUUUGGGAAAAGCCAUGAACCCGUUUAACCCCCUCUCACUGCUCAGACUCGCAGGGCGACUGGGUCCUUUGUUGUUGCAGACUGUUAGGUCAGACUUCAAACAGAAAUAUUUGUCUGUGUUUGAUGAUAACACUGUGCCGGAUUACAUCUACCACCUAAAUGCACAGACACCCAGUGGUGAGACGGCGUUCAAGAGCAUGACCGUCCCGUACGGCUGGGCGCAGCGCCCCAUGGUGCAGCGUGUGGAAAUGAUCCAUCCCACAAUCCCGAUUUCUAUCAUCUGUGGCUCUCGUUCCUGCAUCGAGGGCCAAUCAGGACAUGUCAUUAGUGAGAUGCGACCCGACUCCCAGACAGACAUUAUUGUCAUCAGAGGGGCGGGACACUAUGUGUUUGCUGACCAAUCAGAAGAUUUCAACGAGGUCGUACUGAAGAUAUGCACAGACACGAGUAAUGAAGGACUGAGAGACGUGUGA